UACUUAUUUUACUGGAGAUGUAAACACCUGUGAGAAGUUACAGCUUCUUUUCCCUUAUUGCUCCCCUUUUGAUUGUUGGUUUACUUAUAUUCUAGCUGAAAACAGAAUGGCACUUUCCUCAUAGCUUGGAAGUAGUGCUUCACUGAUAUUGCAGGAAUAUAAGAUCCAGCACAUUAGCCAGUUUUCACAGCUAUUAAGGCCAAAAGGGACUGUUAAAAUCCUCGUAUCUGAUUUCCUGCAUGACAUAGACCAAAGAAGCCAUUGAUUUCUCCAUCUAGUUCAGUAACUUCUUUUUGAACUAGAGCUUAUGUUUUAGAAAGAUACUUAAUUUUGAUCUAAAGGCUUCAAGGGAUGGAGAAUUAACCACUUCCCUUGGUAAGCUCUUCUAGUGGUUAAGUACUUUCACUGUUUAAACAUUUCCAGUCAUCUUCUUUUCAGCUUUAAUUUUGCUGACUACAGUCUCUGGCCACUGGAUCAUGUGUGUCUUUGUAUUGAUUACAUAGCUCAUGAAUGUUGUUGCUUUCCCUGCAUAGAUAAUUAUGGACUUCAAAACAAGUCACCUUGCUUCCUUAAAAUGGCUUUUUUUAGUUUUGAGGUCAGAAUGCUGUAUUCAAAAUUGAAAGUGCUGAUCGUUUUACCAUGAAACUCUGAUGCUUGGGUGCUUAAAUAUAUAUACCAUAAAUUAGUGAAUAUAGCCUGCGGGUUGUCCAUAUUUUUUCCUCCCCCCCCUCCUCUCGCGGGGUAUAUAUGUUCGUGUUUUAUGCAAUUUGAUUUUUACUCAUACUACAAGAAGACAAGAUCAACAUAAUAAAAUCAGCAUCUUUUUUUCUCCACUCACGAACAGACUUUUCAUUAACUGAAAAUUUUCUGCCUGCUGCUCUAUUUGCCAUUUUCUUUUGCAUAUGUAACAACAGAUAGUUUAAAAUUGGCUGUAUAUGAUUUGCACUGAGUCAUCUUUAAAAAUAUUUUCUUGGACUGUGUUUGUUAUAAACUGAGAAAGUUUUAAAACGUUGUGAUUGGUGUAGGUCUUAUAUACCGGUAAUAGGGUAGUACUUAUUGCUUUUUAUAGCUCAGCGGCCUCAGCCAUGGUUCAUUACCGGUAUAACAAGACCCAGUAUUAUCGGGCUGCAUGACGUUGUAAUCUUCAAUCUUUAUAGCUGGCAAGUGGCAACCACAUCAAAGACCACCAGAUUCUUUUAUGAAGGCGGCAGAAGUCUCUGUGGGUUAUGUACGUCUGCGGGUAUUCUAAUAUAUUUUUUGCACACAAUAGAAAAACUGCGGGUAAUACAUGAGUGUGUGUUAUACUUGGACGUGUGUUAUAUUCGCUAAUUUAUGGUAGUAACAUAAGUAUUUAUGUACUUCGGUGUUAAUUCAACACCUGAUUCUUCUAUGCAGGUGUCCAGGUUAAGCACCCAGUUAUGAAAAUUACACUUUCCCUGCCCUUCAACUCAUUUUUGUUUUUCUGACCCCACCCAUGCGUACCACCUUCUUACAUACUCAGCACUGGAGUCUAGCAAAGCGUGUUUAUCCUUUACUGUAAUUAAAGCCAUUACAAAGCAAUAAAUGAGUCAGAUUUGGUUUUCACCAAAAAUCCAUGUUUUUAAGAAAAGAUCAAGAAUUGGGAAAAAAAAUCUUAAACUAGUUGACCUGUUUUAUGACUGGAUAUUAAAAUAUAAUCAAAUGUUGCUCUUAAGUUUAAUUCAGUUUUUUAGUAAAAUGAAAAAAUGGAUGGACAUGUCAGACCUGCCACAGGAAUUUCGGGAGCGAAUGGAGAGGCUGGAAAGAAACUUUGAAGUGUCAACUGUGAUUUUUAAAAAGUUUGAGCCAAUAUUUUUGGAUGUAUUUCAAAACCCUUAUGAGGAAACACCUAAACCACAAAGGAGCAGGAAACAGAGAAGGAAGUGUACUGUCAAAGAACUGUUCAACUUCUGUUGGACACUAUUUGUUUACACCAAGGGUAAUUUCCGUAUGAUUGGAGAUGACUUAGUAAAUUCCUAUCAUUUGCUUCUGUGUUGCUUGGACCUGAUUUUUGCAAAUGCCCUUUUGUACCCAGAUAGGAAAGAGUUGCUAAACCCAUCAUUCAAAGCUUUACCCGCAGACGCUCACACUUCUGAAGUCAAGGCCUCUGAAGAACCUUCUUGCAUCAUUGCCACGCUUUGUGAACUACAUGAUGGACUCGCAUUGGAAGCCAAAGGAAUAAAGGAACACUACUUCAAACCGUACAUUUCCAAACUCUUCGACAGGAAGAUUUUAAAAGGAGACUGUCUCUUGGAUUUUUGCAGCUUUGCAGAUAACAACAAAGCAUUGAAUAAGGAGUAUGAAGAGUAUGUGCUAUCAGUUGGUGACUUUGAUGAGAGGGUUUUCUUAGGAGCAGAUGCAGAAGAAGAAAUUGGAACUCCCCAAAAGUUUGCUGUUGACAUGCCAGUAGGGAAAACAACAAGAGCUUAUGUGGAAUGUCAUCUUCAGCAGCAUUUUGAAAAGAAAAGAUCAUUUGCACCUUCUACACCACUGACUGGAAGGAGAUAUCUGAGAGAGAAGGAAGCAGUAAUCACUCCUGUAGCUUCAGCAACACAAAGUGUGAACCGGUUACAGAGCAUUGUGUCUGGAUUGAAAAAUGCACCAAGUGAACAGCUUAUAGCUCUCUUUGAGUCUUGUAUACGCAACCCUAUGGACAGCAUCAUGAAUACAGUAAAAGAAAUCGGUGAGACUUUCUGUCGGAGCUAUACUCAGUCAAUAAAUGACCAGCCAGGAUCUCACAUAGAUUUUGCUGUUAACAGACUAAAACUGGCAGAAAUUUUGUAUUACAAAAUUUUGGAGAGUAUAGUGGUACAAGAAACACGAAGACUGCAUGGAAAGGACAUGACGGCUCUCUUGGAGCAAGAUAUUUUCCAUCGUUCCUUGAUGGCAUGUUGUUUGGAGAUUGUGCUAUUUGCAUAUAGUUCACUGAGAACUUUCCCUUGGAUUAUUGAGGUUCUUGAUCUCCGACCUUUCUAUUUUUAUAAGGUGAUUGAAGUACUGAUUCGAUCUGAGGAAGGACUCUCCAGAGACAUGGUAAAGCAUCUCAACAGCAUCGAAGAACAAAUUCUAGAGAGUCUAGCCUGGACCAGCGACUCUGCCUUAUGGAAAGCUCUACAAGCCUCAGAAAACAAAGUCCCAACCUGUGAAGAAGUAAUAUUCCCAAGUAAUUUUGAAGUAGGUAAUGGCGGAAGUGGGCUAGGGCACCUCCCAAUGAUGCCCGUAUCUCCUAUUGUGCACCCUCGGGUGAAAGAGGUUCGCACAGAUCUUGGUGGGAGUUUACGGCGGGACAUGCAGCCAUUGUCACCGAUCUCUGUUCAAGAGCGCUACAGUUCUCCUACAGCGGGAAGUGCUAAGAGAAGGCUCUUUGGCGAUGAUAGCCCAAAAGAAAUGCAGGUAGAAAAGGUUCUAUCUGAAGGAACUAAGUUAAAAAUUGCUUCAGGCAUUGCAGCUGAAAAUGUGUCUGUCUCACCGGGACAGACAUUGUUGACAAUGGCAACAGCUACUGUAGCAGGGACAAUGGGACAAAAACUUACGAUCCCGCUGCAUGGAAUUACAAACGAGACUGGAAGGAUCACUUUGAUUCCCAUUUCAGUGAAUUUAUCUCAGCAGUCUAAAGUAGAGAAUCAUGGACAAGUACCUCUCACUGCUCAGGCUUUAAUUAGUGCAUCUCCAAACCAUUCCUCUAUGAAUCAAGCAGAGGAACUUCACUCUUUGCUGUGCUGUUUUCCAUCCCAGGUAUAUCAUUUAGCAAGUGUGCGCUUGCGUGAUUUGUGCUUAAAACUGGAUGUUUCCAUUGAGUUGCGCAGAAAGAUAUGGACGUGUUUUGAAUUCACAUUAGUUCAUUGCACUGAUCUAAUGAAAGACAGACAUUUGGAUCAACUCCUCCUUUGUGCCUUUUACAUUAUGGCAAAGGUGACCAAAGAGGAAAGAACUUUUCAGGACAUAAUGAAAAGCUACAGGAACCAGCCACAAGCAAACAGCAAUGUGUACAGGAGUGUUUUGUUGAAAAAUAGUCCCAAAGAGGUCACAUCCGAAAAUACAAGUUUAACACAAGAUGUGGAGAUGAGAGGUAGUGACUCUCCUGGGAAAGUGUAUCAUUCACGUAUAAGAUCAAUACCAGAGAACUCCAGUGACUCGGGAAAGGAGGAGAGAGGAGAUCUGAUAAAAUUUUACAACACAGUCUAUGUAGGAAGAGUAAAAUCAUUUGCACUCAAAUAUGAUGUCACAAACCAGGAUCACAUAAUGGAAGCCCCUCCACUUUCUCCGUUCCCCAACAUUAAACAGCAACCCGUGUCUCCUCGGCGGAUAUCUCAGCAGCACUCCGUGUAUGUUUCCCCACACAAGAAUGGAGCCUGCCUGACACCUCAGACUUCUCUACUGUACAAGUUUAACGGGGGCCCUUCUAAGAGCUUGAAAGACAUCAACAAUAUGAUCAAACAAGGCGAACACAGGAGUAAGAAACGAGCAAUUACGAUUGACAGUGACAGUGAGUCUCCAGCAAAACGACUCUGCCAGGAAAAUGAUGAUGUCUUACUAAAACGUCUUCAGGAUGUUGUCAGUGAAAGAGCAAAUCACUAAUCUCUACAAGGAGCUGAAGCCCCCAACGUUUAUCGCAUUUGGAAGGCAGUAUUGCCAGUUUUCCAGAUGGGGUGCGUGCAAGCCGUUUACUAAUUAAUGUGUAAAAUUGGACUGUCUCCUGACUGACUGUGGAGAGUUAGAGGCUAUUGGUUUUAUUGUAGUCAGACGCUCUAUGAAUCUAUCUGCUGAUCAGCAUGUAGAAAUGGUUCUUUGAGCCGUGUCAGCGGCGCCGUCCUUAGAAUGAAUGGGAUCCCACAUGACUUGUUCCCACCUCUAGCCCAGGCCCCCCUGCACUCACCCCGUCCCUUCACCAUGGGAGAGUCCAGCAGAGAAGGGGUUAAAUGCCUCACUUGGCUGUGAGGCUCUCUAUAAGUCAGAGUGCUCCAGCCUGCAGCAAGCAGGGAGCUGGGUUCAGGCAGAGCCACUGCCAGGGGAGGAGGUAAAAGGGACAGCUUCUCUAGGGCCCUGCAAUUGAAGAGGCCUCAACGCUCCCAGUCACUGGCACUGCUAUCGCAGUAGCAGCCAGAGUCCCAGGCUUUUUAAAUUCCCACUGGUGCCCUGGACAUCACAAGCUGUGGUGGAGACUAGCUCCCACCCCUGCCCCUUCCAUGUUCCAGUGCACCCCCCCACACACACACACACACUUUGCUGAGGGGCUUGGCCAGUCUGUCCGCAACCCUGUUUGGCCUGUGGCAGCAAUCAGGUAACUUCCCCGCCCACCCCUGCACAUGUAGCCAAGACUCACCCCCCGACACAGGACCUGUGGGCUUUAUGCAUAGGGAUGACGGGGAGUCAGAUCUUCACCUCUAACCUGCUAGUGUCGCAGUUCUGCUUGGAGCAAAAGGGUCAGCUUCUAAUUGCAGUGGUUCUAGUUUUUUAAAUUGAAUUGACUGGCUGUGGGAAAGCAGGGGUAAUCACUCUCCGUAGCCUUUGGGGAUCUGUUUGCGAGGAAACACCUCAAGUGCCUUUUGAUUUUUACAUAAAGCAUAGAGACUCUUAUGUGUUACUUCAGUGUCGACAGAUCGGGAGAAAGCUUGUUUGUUUUACUACAUUAAGGAUUAGGUAAACCCGUCUGUUCUUCACUCUGCAUUCUAUAGCACAUGAAAAAAGUCACCUUUUAUCAGAGACUUGAGAGUGUGAUUUGAGCAGGGUUAAUUUUUGGCUUUUAUAGCUGAAUAUAACUAAUAAAAUGCUGUACUCCAGCUACUUUCAGAUGUCAGCUAAAACGAAUAUUGUGACAUGCAUUCAGUAUAUUUCUUAUCCUUUGGAAAUUAAAUUAUCUAGUACAACUGCAGAGGCCUAAACUUCUAGAAUGUUGGGAGGCUGUUUGCGAGCCACUUCUGAACUGUGCUACCAGAGCAGUGAAUGCUGCCCCUGGAAACAGAUCUGAAGCACUCCUUCCUUCUGCACGGCUCUGCAGUGCUACAUAGUCAUAGAUACUGUAUCUUAACUGAGAAGGGCUAGGUUGUAUCAGUAGUGAUUAAACAGGUUUGGGCUUUAGCCAUCGGUUACUGCUGUAACCAUGUGUGAUCAUUCAUUUAAUGAACUUACAGUUUCUAUUCUUUAGGAUUUUUGUAUUUUUUCUGACAAGUGUACUCUCAUAUGUUGUGUAGUAUCUACACAGAAUGUAAGCCCAACCAAAGGAGGCGUGUUUGUACAUAGGAUUUUUGUAGCUGUUAUAUGUAUAGCUUUAGCUGUGUUCCAAUGGCAUUAUGUAAAAUUCCAGCAAAACUCCUACAGCUAAAAUGUUAAUGAAAGACAAUUUUGAUAGGUUUGUUUUAUCAAGAUGAGGAAAACUUGUGUAUUUUAUGCUGUAUAUAAACAGUCUGAUUUUAAACUUAUGAUUCUAAGCUUAGAGCCAUAAGGUAAUUCUGUAUUGUACUUUUCUGUUCAAAGUUUCUGUAAGCAUAUUGUACUUACAAACUUCAACUGUCUUUUAAUGUACAAUUCUUUUCUUGAGCUCUGAGUAUUUUACUCAAGUUGUAAUUAGCUUGGUUACUGAGCAUUCCAGGAUUUUGAUGCAUCAGAAUUUUCAAUGGAAGAAAGAAGUUAAGUCACAUGUUCUAGUCUCACCCAAUUUAUCUGGUAACAGAAUGGGAAAUCUGAUGUAUGAAAUUGAUUAUAAAGGAGAAAGUUCAGUUUGUAUAUUCACAUUGGUAAUCAACAAUGAAGGGAAAGUUCCCAAGUCCCCAAGGGUUUUGAUAACAGACUAACUUUGUGCAGGUUUACACUGCUCUGAGAGAGGUGCUUUGCCUUUUGAAAGUUUUAAGAAUGAAGACUGCGGUGUUAUAAAAGGCAUAACAAAAGAUAAAAGGAGCUAAUGCAGAUUACAGUUAAGAUUAGUAUAUCUUUUGUAUGUAAUAUGUUAAGGGUUGACCAACUUCCAAUCUUGGGUUACUGACCAGAUAUAUUUGUGCAGAGGUAAUCAUAGGCCUGAGCCCAGCCCAGGAAAAACGACCCUGGUGUGAAAAGAGAUCUUGAUUUAGAUUUUAUAUAACCAGAGCCAAUUGUGCUUAAAUCUUUGCAUGAGGAAUUAUAUUCAUCCAGAAAAUUAGGCUAGGAUGGACUGCCAAAUAGUACAGGUCACUCAGCAGUAUGGGAUGAUGCAUUAAUUCAGUCCCUUGGUUUUAAUUUUUCAUCAUGUGAACCCAGCAUUUUAGGAAUAUGCUAUCUUUCAGUUUCUGUAAUCUUAAAUUAAAGUAGUACUGCUGACACUUUGUUAAUUAUGAUUAGAUUUCAUUUUUAUAUUAAAAUUUUAAGUAUUACAUUGGAUUUAAUACAUUUGACCCAGAAUAGAUGCAAAUUUUGAUAGAGCAGAGACAAUUUUGGACUUGAACGGUUUGACAGGCGGUUAGAUUUUUUUAGAGUUUUUUUGUUGUGGUUUAAAAGUGCCUUCAUUUGUAAAAAGUAAACCGUUCUUUAAAGCUG
Pelodiscus sinensis (Chinese soft-shelled turtle) is the source of this 7524-nucleotide messenger RNA. The record is from RefSeq and is a predicted model, not a curated record. NCBI's taxonomy places the organism in Eukaryota, Metazoa, Chordata, Testudines, Trionychidae.